Siniperca chuatsi (mandarin fish) is the source of this 1554-nucleotide messenger RNA. Its product is annotated as photoreceptor cilium actin regulator. The record is from RefSeq and is a predicted model, not a curated record. The transcript is spliced from 5 exons. The coding region runs from base 36 to 623 and encodes 195 amino acids. Lineage: Eukaryota; Metazoa; Chordata; Actinopteri; Centrarchiformes; Sinipercidae.
UCCUGCACAGCUCUGCACCAGGUACACCAAAGGAGAUGCGUUGCCUGCUGACGACCCAGAGCCAGGACUGCUACCGAGAGCAGAUCCAGAAGGAGACGUUGACCCGUUUGGCCUGGAAGAACCGCUACGCUAAGCUUUACCCGUCCUGCUACAAUCCCCAAAACAACAGCACAGAGCCAGCACAGCGGCCCCAUCUGCCUGCUGACCCUCGGGCUGUCCUGCCUCCUGUUACCAGGAAACCUGAGAAGCAGAGCGACCUUCCUCCUCCUCCUCCUCCUCCUCCUCCUCCUCCUCCUCCUGUGCUCUCUUUGGAAGGGGAGGGGCGGUUCAAUGUGGCCCCCCAAAUGAGGCCAGUUUCUCCCCAGACCAGACAUGCUCUCUAUCAGGACUCCUCUCACCAUGGGAAAGGGCGGAGUCUGUACCUGCACAGACGUGGCCGCAUUAGACCUGAGGAGAAGUUUGACUUUCCUCUGCUUUCGUCCUGGGAUUAUGGGUGGAAGCUGGGUGACUUCACUCUGGAUUACAGAACUCCGUCCUGUGCCAAGUCGUCGGUGGUGAAGAACACCUUCUACGCCAGGAAUGGUGUGUUCAGCAGCCCAUCAGCUACCGACACGCUGGGCUGAAGUUCAGCCUUCAGACACUCUAAUGAGAGUGUAGAACAGCGAUUAAGCUUUCAUGUGAUAAACACCAUUCCUGUUUGUUUUAAGACACACUCUGAUUUUGUUUUAAUGGCCAAUAGUGCUAACAAAUCCCCAAAUGUCCCCUCAGGUCAUGUCAUUUGGGGAUUUGGGGGUUUUAUUAACCGUUCUGGGUCAGAAUUGCUCUAACAAAACUAGUGUAACUCUUGAUAAAUUACACGGUAUUUUUUUUUGUUUAACCAAGCUUUCUAAUUUUUAUGAGGUUAAUUAUUUUGUGUUUGAGUGAUUUGAUUCUUCCUCCCGCACAAAAACGCUAGUGUCAGAUGUUAGACAACAACUGAAAGAGCAGUGAUUGGUCAGAUAUGACAAAUUUGAAGCAGCAACAAAUAUUUAUGACAGGGUUGUCCUUUCAGGUUCCUUGUGGGAAUGAUGAUGAUGGAAGGAAAAAAAUGCAAAUGCAACAGAUAAAUCCAUCCAGCAAUCCUCUGCUUCCUGUAACACCGUCUGUUUACCAUCCGCACAGUUGUAAGGUUAUACUGAUACUGUGUGAUGGAUAAUUAAUGAACUCCUGGCCUGGUAUCAGUCAGAAAGAUGUACACCUAAUACCUCAGUGUUUUUAAAUAGUCAGCCACUGGAGGAAAUAUUACACACCACAACAUUAAAUAUUUUAUUUGCAAUCAGUUAUAGUAAUUCUGCUAUGCUUCCUCCAAGCAGUGUAGUUUUAUUACUGUUGUACAGAUGUAUUAGCAUAUAACAUAUAAACUUAUUUAAUGUUUAAAUAAGCCGAUACAAACCUUUUCUCUUUCUUUUGGUCCCAGGUGUGUUUACACAUUAUAGGGCUCCACCCCCGAGUGUUUCAAAGUUAAUGCUGUUGAGCCAUGAUUUGUCAACAAAUCUCAUAAAGAGACAAAAACCA